CUGAGCCACCGGAGGCGGAGUGUUGAUGAUAGUCCGCGAGCCGCGCGCACCGCCGUUAUAUUCCUCUGCCACCUUACCGAACGCGAGCUCACCUGCGCCUCAGGUGUACCCGGGCACACCUGAGCUCACCUGGAUCGCAGCCAUCUGGUCAAUCCCCGCGGACUACAGGCUGCUGACCGCGGCGGCACAAGUGUGGGGGUUGUUUGUUGGAGCAGCAGCACCUGAAGGAGGCGUCCUCCCUCAGGUAACCAGGAACCGAUCCCCCGCGAGCAGCACCCGGUACCCACGGACCCCUUUUGACCUCCCCUCUGGUGUUAAAUCAUGCCCCGGGCCUUCCUGGUGAAGAAGACCGGCGUGUCUCCCGGUAAACGGAAUUGGAGCGAGGUGUCGGACCACGAGCGCGGGGACGUGUAUAUUCCAGGCUCGUUCUACCCCCACCCCAGCCUGAUGGUGGAGAUGGAGGCCUCCCCAGCAGAGGGGGGUCCUCUCUGCCUCAUCAAGCGCCGGGCCCCGCGCAGCGAGACGCCCCCCCUGCAGGCCAUGCUGCCAGCCAGCACCCUGCUGGGACAGCCCCUUCUCUCCUCCUCCCCCCCCCCACACACACCUCGGCUGCAGCAGCGGGAGGAGGAGGAGGAAGUGAGGUCGGAGGUCAGAUUCAGAUCGACGGCCAACCCCACAUACGUGCGCUCCAAGAUCAAGGUGACUACGGGUCAGUUUCCAGAAGAAUCCCUUCCCCCUUCCCUGCCACUCCCUCCUCCUCCUUGUCCUAGUCCACGCCCCUCCCACAACGUCACCAUGACUCCCGGUGAGGUGGUGAAGAGCAUUGGCGCACCGGCGACCAGCUUGGAACAGGGUCAAAGUUCCUUAGCAGGAGCUACAGGGCCGUACACAUGCGAGGUAUGUCAAAAGGGUUUCCAGUACCAGAGGAUGCUGAACCGUCACAUCAAGUGUCACAACGACAGCAAGAGGCACCUCUGUACCCACUGUGGGAAAGGAUUCAACGACACCUUCGACCUCAAGAGACAUGUGCGCACACACACAGGAGUGCGUCCCUACAAGUGCGUCCAGUGCGACAAGGCGUUCACCCAGCGCUGCUCGCUGGAGUCCCACAUGAAGAAGAUCCACGGCGUGAGCCAGAAGUACGCGUACAAAGAGCGCCGCAACAAGCUGUACGUCUGCGAGGAGUGCGGCCACACGGCCGGCACCCAGGACCAGCUGCUGCUGCACCUCCAGAGCCUCCACCCCGACAGCCCCUGCCUCCGCCACAAGGGGGCGCGCCGCGGCGGCCGAGGGCAAGAGGGCGAGGAAGGAGAGGAAGAAGAGGAUGAGGGGGGAGAGGGCCGAGAGGAGGAGGGGUCUCGCCCCGGGUCACCCCGGGGUGUGGAUAGCGACGACACGAUCGGAUCUACGGGGCAAUGAACACUGUGUGUGUGUGUGUGUGUGUGUGUGUUUGCCAUGAAAAACAAUAACAGUAACAGGCACUACUCCCUCCAAAAAUUGGUGUCUGUGUCUGAUCGCGUGUGUGUGUGUGUGUGUGUGUGUGUGUGUGUGUGUGUGUGUGUGUGUGUGUGUGUGUGUGUGUGUGUGUGUGUGUGUGUGUGUGUGUGUGUGUGUGUGUGUGUGUGUGUGUGUGUGUGUGUGUGUGCGCGUGUGUGUGUAUGCAUGAUCCAUUGGAUGUAUGAAGGGAUUAAUAUAGGUAGGGAGGGAUGUGUGAAUGGGUGAGGGCUUGUUGGAAAUGUGUAUUUAUAUUGAUUCAGAAGAAAUUAUGCCUUGAAUGAGAUUAUGAAAAAACAUUCUGCCAAGUAUAAAAAGUUUCCAGCCAUAGUGAGUCCUUAUGAACGGACUCUGUGUGUAAAUAUCCCUGUGGGUCCUUUUGUACAGAGAAAUUACAUUUUCUAUGAAUGUUAUCAAUUAAAGGGAGUAAUAUAUUGUGCAAAAAGAUAUUUUGGAUAGUUUUUUAUUCCAUGUUUACUUGACGCAGCUGUACUUUAAAUUUGGAUUAAGAUUACAAUAAUGCCCUUCGAGUUUAUAAACUCUGCUUGGUUUUGAAACGAUCAAUGAACAAACAAAAACUUGCACAGAUGUACUAGCUAUCGGAUUUCUGCCUUUCUUUUACACUACAAUUCAGUUUUUUCUCUAAUUCCUUUCUUUUUAAUAAAUUUCCCACUUUUCAUGUCCUUUUUUUUUCUUUGUUUAAUUUAUAAACUGCUUUCGCAAAUUAAAUGAAACAAAUGCCGAAACGGCUAAUUAGAGAGAAGCUAGAGAGAGGGAGGACAAGAAUGGUUGCCUCGGUGGGGUUGAAUUCCUGCUCCGUGUCGGGUCUUGUCGGAGGAAUCCACCGGAAUCCCUCGUUGCAUGCUUCGGCCUCUCAAGCACUUAACGGUACCCGAGGCUGUUUUCAAAGGUGACGGCUAAAUAACGGUCUCACCUCAUGAGUAUAACGACAUUGAAAGGGCCUAUUUACCCAGGACCAGUGGAUACCUUGAGUGCGUAGGUCUAGGUAUAACUCUACCGAUAGGCUUUCUAAACACUGCUAAUGUAGUGUCAUCAACAGGUCGUAAGAUAAGAUGUACCAAUUAUUCCUCAACCUGAAAGAAGGCCUUACGGACAGAAACAGAAGUUAUAAAGAGAGGAAUUGGAAUCAUAACAGACUGUUACAUUUACAUUUUUGGCAUUUAGCAGACGCUUUUAUCCAAAGCGACUCACAAUAAGUACAUUGGUCAUAAGAAGUGCAUCAAUAUAUCGCUGUCGGUACAGAAAGGAUGUUCAUAGAACCAAGUGCAAGUAAAAC
Molecule: messenger RNA, 2791 nt
Organism: Gadus chalcogrammus (walleye pollock)
Lineage: Eukaryota; Metazoa; Chordata; Actinopteri; Gadiformes; Gadidae
Gene: ovol1a
Product: ovo-like zinc finger 1a
Exons: 5
Coding region: 322-1419 (365 amino acids)
Biological process (GO): epidermal cell differentiation; regulation of transcription by RNA polymerase II
Cellular component (GO): nucleus
Molecular function (GO): DNA-binding transcription factor activity, RNA polymerase II-specific; RNA polymerase II cis-regulatory region sequence-specific DNA binding
Source: RefSeq, a predicted model, not a curated record